Molecule: messenger RNA, 5187 nt
Organism: Bemisia tabaci
Lineage: Eukaryota; Metazoa; Arthropoda; Insecta; Hemiptera; Aleyrodidae
Product: juvenile hormone epoxide hydrolase
Biological process (GO): epoxide metabolic process
Molecular function (GO): epoxide hydrolase activity
Source: RefSeq, a predicted model, not a curated record
UUUCUAGUGCCUUUUGACUAUCUCGUUUUCGUUUAUUUACAUUACAAUUAGUUCCAUUAUCAGAAGCAUGCGGCAUGACCACAUGACUGAUUGUGAGAGUCAUUGCAUGAUAGGUUCCUUUUUCACGGUUGUGAGUUCCCUGUUCCAGUUAUAAAAAAAAUUCAGAUCCUGAUCGUCUACGUCUAAGCUCUGUGUAUCCAUCAGAUUAAGUUUGCUGUUGCCCCUGAAACUGCUGGAAAAUUGGCUGAGAUUUUCAAUAUCAGCUCUUAUCAAUAGGAUGUUCUUCAAAGCGAUUCUUGGUGUCCUUUUGGCAAUUGGUGGUUAUUUUCUCUUCAUUGGAGUAAAAAGUGUAUUAUAUCCGGCUGAUGUAGUUGCUGCUACGCUCUCAGAAAAUGCAUGGUGGGGUGCUCGCAGACCAGAAUCUAUUAUAGAUGAUAAAAUUCAUCCUUUUACUAUCACCACCUUGGCCUCUGAUUUGGAAUACCUGAAGAGUCGGCUGGAAAACACAAAAUUUCCCCACGCACCUCUCAAAGAAGUCAACUUUCAGUAUGGAUUCAAUCUUGAUUAUUUGAAGCUGAUAAGGUCGCAUUGGUUAAAUAAUUAUGAUUGGAAUGCACGUCUGAAGUUCUUGAACAGUCUUCCGCAUUUUAAAACUACAGUUUCAGGCUUGAACGUCCAUUUCAUCCACGCCAAACCCAGUCUGAGCUCGACGGCUUCAUUGAAAGUUAUUCCAAUUCUGGUGAUUCAUGGAUGGCCAGGAUCCGUAAGAGAGUUCUAUGACCUUAUUCCGAAGUUAGUGACACCAAGGAAAAGUGUUGACUUUGUAUUUGAAGUUGUUGCUCCGUCUCUUCCUGGUUAUGGUUUUUCUGAAGCAUCUGCAAUUCAAGGAAUGGCAACUGCCCAAAUGGGUGUAAUUUUUAAAAAACUAAUGCAAAAAUUGGGACAUGAGACAUUUUACAUUCAUGGUGGAGAUUGGGGAUCGUUGAUUGGCCGAGAUAUGUCUAUCGCCUACCCUCAAAAUGUUUUAGGUUUCCAUUCAACAAUGUGUGCUUCAUCAGAUGCUGUGACGCUAGCCGGUAUAAUGCUCGGUAGUUAUUAUCCAGAGUUAAUUGUGGAAAAAGAAGAUGAACCUAGACUGUACCCAGUCUCCAAGUUUCUUCAUUGGAUUUACAUGGAAACUGGCUACAUGCAUAUUCAAGCAACUAAACCAGACACAGUUGGGACAGCCUUGCUGGAUUCCCCCAUUGGUUUAGCUGCUUACAUUCUUGAGAAAUUCUCUUCAUGGACAAACGAAGCCUACAGAAACUUACCAGAUGGAGGCCUUACAAAGAAAUUUACUCUCGAUGCUCUGCUCGACAAUGUUAUGAUUUACUGGACAACAGAUUCAAUUCUGACAUCUAUGAGGCUUUACAGUGAAUACUUCUCAACCAAUUACAAAAAACUCAAGUUUGACGCUGCGCCGGUGAAAGUUCCUACCGUCUGUGCACAGUUUCCUCAUGAGUUGGUGUAUUCUCCUCCAUUCGGUUUGCAGAGCAAGUACAAAAAGCUCGUCAAAAUUUCAAAAUUCAAUGAUGGCGGGCAUUUUGCUGCUUUUGAACUACCAAAUGUUGUUGCAAACGACAUUUGGGCAUCUAUUCCUCUUUUUAUCGAGGCGCAUCAAAAUGCUACGAUCAGUUUGAACAAAUGAAAGAAUUCGCAACGAAAACCUCCCAUGAAAUCAUGCAUUUUUUAAAAUGCUUGGUGCCUAACUAUCCUCAAUGCAUUUUAUUUUGAUAGAGGUUGUAUGUAUUUAAUUAUUGUAUGUUUUUCAAACAAGGUAUAACUAUCUAAGGUCCAAUACUUCUGUAAGAAUAAGUAUACAAUGAUCGAGUGAUAUAAACUUAGAAUUAAGAAAUAUGUAGAACACAUGAGUCUGAGAGUAAUCCAAAGCCAGAAAUACCAAAAAUUAUAAUUUGAAUUACAAAAUGAACCCAAUCGAGUUUCAUGGCAAGACUGAGGGAAAGAGAAGAAACAAGAAGUAAGAUGGGAAAAUAGUGCUGGAUCGUGGGUGAAACUAGAAACAUUUUCUAGAGGGGGACUAGAAGGGUAUCUCAUCAAGGAGGGUCUGAAAGGAGGUAUACUGAAAGACAGCCCACGCUAGGAGAUCUUUGGGAAUCCCAGCUCCAAGGGAGGGUGCAUGGAGCUGCGCAUGUAAACUUGGAAAAAUUGAGUCGUCUCAGGAGCAGUUUUAAGCUGUCCUCGCUGAAAAACUGGUUGGACCACUAUCUUGAAUGAAAGAUAUGUCUCUCUUUUAUCCAGAAAUAUCCCUCACAUUUCUCAGGAGAGGCCAUGUAGGUUUUUUUUGGGUGGGACAAGCCUCCCCCUGUCCCCUGUAGUUCCGCUCAUGUGCUGGAUUCACACUAAUUUGAAGGGAAAUCAAAGUAAGAAGUGAAAUACCAAAAAUUAGUUUUAGAGUUAUAAAAUGAACACUAUCAAGUUCAGUGCAAGACUGAAAGGAGAAAAGAAACCAAAAAUAGGAGUGUAGAAUACUUCACACCAAUUUCAAUGGAAAUAAAAUUUAGAAGUACGAUAACUUAGUUUUAGAGUUAUUCAAUGAAUUCUAUUGAGCUCAGUAUAAGACUGAGAGCUAGAGUAUUCAGCUCAAGUAGAUUAAUUGGAAAUCUGACACUGACAUUCUACUGAGAGACUUGCAGCAGUUUCACUAUCAUUUCAGGACCUGAGCAAGAAAAAUUCAGCCAGAGCCUAUGCCUGCACUUACCGGCAGGCUGAUCAUUGAAAUUAAUAGACAAAGUGAUAGAAAAAAAGACCGUUAGAAAAUGGAGCAAUUAUAUUGGUGGGAGCGGGUGGUUGCAAUUGGACCAACAAGGUAAGUAGUAGACUUACGGCAACAUGAGGGAUCCUUUAGUUGGUCCAUCAUUUUACCUCUUGGUCCAUAACAACCACCCAUUUCAACAAACUGGAUCGCUCCAUUUUUCUGUAAACUUCCUUGUCUAUAGCUUUGUCUAUAAAUUUCAAUUAUCAGUCCACAAACAGCAAUAAUGUACCAUUAUGGAUUAUACAUUUUUUUUGGAUGAAAAUGAUUGAUUUGAUUUUGUGAAGAUGGUUAAGUUAAAAGACUCAUUUUCCAACUACUCUGAUUCCCCAAAUGCUGUUCAUUAUUUUUAAAGUGUGCAAAUUACCAAUGGAAGUUUUCAGUCUUAAUGUGCCUAUCAAGAGAGGAGCUUGUUACAGUAUAACAAUAGUAUCUACUUACUUUUCUGUUAUAUGUGUAAUUAGGAAAAAUUCAUUGCCAGAUAUUUUGCAUAAGCAGGGAAAUUAUUAAUCUUCAUAAAAUCGCAGAAAAGGAUUGAGGAUUAUUAAAGAAGGGAUUUUUCUCAAUGUGAAAAAAAUCAAUGUGAUAAAAUGUGAAAUGGAUUACAUUUUGCAAUAAGGAACCACUAUUUCUGGCCCACUUUAGGAACAACAUACGUGCCAUUGGUUUCCCUUUGCAGAUAUGUGCUUUUAUGAAAAAGCCGGAGAUAGUGGUUCCGUAUUGCAAAAUCUAAUCCAAAUAUGUCUUUGAUUGAAAUUGUUUUUCAAAGGAUUUUAGCUUUAUUUUGUAAGCGUUAAAAUGUAUCUCUAACAUCAUGUGUAGCAAUGAAUGCAGGGUCUUCAAAAUAUUUUGCCGUAAUUUGGAACACUCGAAAUUAAAGACAAUGAAAGUCUCUGUUAAUUUUGCCUCAGAUACGAGGUUUGUCAGGAAAGUAUCCGACCUUGUUGAUUAUCUCGCCAUCAACGGUUGUUAAGAGGUUGGAGCUUGGAAUUAUCUUUGCACAGACUCUCCUGAGUGCAGGUACUCAGCCGGAUUAUCACACGUUCAAUCAGUUAAGUUGCUGAUUAUAAGUUGCUAUUCUGCUUUGAUCAUCGGAUUUCGUUCUUCCUUAAAAAGAAAAAGUUAAGAAGCUUUGGAUGGGAAGAGUUUGUGAAGAAGAUCAUCGCAGGGAACGAGUCUUGGGUCUAUGGGUACGACCCGGAGACAAAAGUGUAAUCGUCAGUUUGGAUUGCACCCGGGACACCUCGCCCAAGGAAGCCCGGAAGAGUCGCAGCAUUGUGGAAACAAUAUUGACUGUCUCCUUUGAUUAUGAAGGUGUUGUCCAUUAUAAGUACGUUCCCCAAGGCUGUACUAUCAAUAAAGAGAGCUACUGAGAAAGUUGAUGUUGCUUAAGGGGCCUGGUCUGCUUUAUCGUUGCUCCUCUAACAUCUUGUCACAGCUCCAUUCCCGUGUGAACCGUGUGACGUAUGGAGUUAGGUGCACAGUAAAGCUCAUUAUUCUCAGCAAACAUAUUUAGAUUAUUUAGCUUCCAUCUUGCAGAAAUUUAGAUUAAUCGAGAACGCUGUAUCAGUCACUGAAGGAAUCUUCACCUCUGCUCCACUCAAAACUGUCAAAGUAGCAUUGUGUACUGUAUUACAAGACUUAGUACGGAAUGAAAAAUUCUUUUUGCCAUAAUUUUCGUUUUAAGUAAUUUGUGGGACCUUGAGAAUCUGAUCAAGAUUACUGGAUUCUACAGUCAUCUUACACUCUUAUAAGACAUUAUUUAUAAGUAAGACAGUUAAAAUAAUCAAAUCCAAAUUAAUUCUAUUAUUUAAAUCUCAAACUUAAUCUUCAUUAUUAUUUAUAAAUUUAAUAUUGCUUUAUAGAAAUAACAAAUAAUGUGGAUUUUUCGAAGGAUCUACAUGUAUAUGUUUGCUACAGUAAUUUUAACCAUGACUCACUACUUAAUUAAUAGAAACCAUGAUAAAUGGUACUGCUACCAAGGGCAGAAACUCUCCACCUCUUUGCUCUAAUUUUGAUGCGCAGCGUAUACCCUAAAAAUUAUUCCUUUGUUUUCCAAAAAUUUUGGUUAAACUUCUAAAAACGUAGUAAAUUUGUUUUAAUUGUUCUUAUCUCAGCAUUAUCUAGAGUUAAUGCUAUUUAGUUAGUGUUAUCAGCUCCUAUGAUUCUGAAUCCGUAGUUUAUCUAUAAGUUGCACUGAGUAAGACAACCUAAGUAGGUAAGCCAUCAUUUUUUGUUGAUGUUUGUUUUUUGGAUGUAUCUUUUUAUUUUUAGUUUUAGUUACAAAAUAAGAACUUACUCAUUUUUUUCUCUUUUUUUCAUAAGUACCGUGUAUUGUCGAUUGAACUUUGAUGUAAAUAUACAUUUCAAAAGUU